Hansenula anomala is the source of this 1698-nucleotide messenger RNA. It is a transcript of the gene TFG1, whose product is annotated as transcription factor IIF subunit TFG1. NCBI's taxonomy places the organism in Eukaryota, Fungi, Ascomycota, Saccharomycetes, Phaffomycetales, Wickerhamomycetaceae. The transcript is spliced from 2 exons. Gene Ontology annotation, molecular function: DNA binding; TFIIF-class transcription factor complex binding; RNA polymerase II general transcription initiation factor activity. The record is from RefSeq and is a predicted model, not a curated record. Gene Ontology annotation, cellular component: nucleus; transcription factor TFIIF complex. Gene Ontology annotation, biological process: transcription initiation at RNA polymerase II promoter; positive regulation of transcription elongation by RNA polymerase II. Bases 1 to 1698 code for a protein of 565 amino acids.
AUGGGUUCCAAUCCGUUGCGUGCUCCUCCAAGGCCACUCAUCAAAAGAGAAGUGAAGAGAGAAACAACCAGACAAAUACCGCAAGCACCAAAACAAACCACUUUCAAUCCAGCAGACUAUGAUAUCAGUACCUUAAGAGCUUGUACACAACAAGAAAUUGAGGAUGUCAAGACUCAUAUUCUAAAGUUCCAAUCAAAACAAAAAGUUGAUCCGGUUCACAAGUUUACUAAACCAGUUAGAUUACAUCGUAAGGAGACUAAAAAUUUACAAUAUCAAUUGACAAGAGCUGAAAUUGAACAACGUCAAAGGGAAAAUGUUGAAUUGAAAAGACAAGAGGAGGAAGAGAAAUUGAGAAUAAUAGAAGAAAGGGAAAAGAAUGGAAUUGUUAGAGAAGUUGCAGAUAUGUCCAAGAUUGCCCCAGAUGGUGGUGCUAGAAAGAACAAGAUUCAAUUUAAAAAGAAGACUAGACAAAUCAAAUCAUAUGACGAAGGAGCUAAAAAGUUGAGAUAUGAAGAAUAUUACCCUUGGGUUAUGGAGGAUUAUGAUGGUAAAAACACUUGGGUAGGUAGUUAUGAAGCUGGUAGCUCUGAUGCUUAUGUUUUAUUGAUUGCCGAUCAAAAGGAUAAAUCUUUCAAAAUGGUUCCAGCUGAUAAGGUUUACAGAUUCACACCUAGAAACAAAUAUUCAACAUUAACUUUAGAAGAAGCUGAAGCAAGAAUGGAGAAAAACAACUCUGUUCCAAGAUGGUUGAUGAAACACCUUGAUGAAAAUGAACAAAAAUUAACGAGAUAUGAACGUACAAAAAAGAAGAUGAAAACAGUAGUGGGAACUUCAGGUGGUGAUGAAGACAAAGGUGGUAGAGAUUCAGAUAAUGAUGAUUUAGAUUUUGAAGAGGACUUUGCGGAUGAUGAAGAAGCACCAAUUGUCGAUGGUGAUGAAGAGGAAAACAAAGAAAGUGAACGUAAAAUUAAGAGAGAAAUGAGAUCAGCAAACGCCAUGGGUCUUCAUGAUGAAGAUAAUGGAGAUGAUCUUUAUGAUGAUUUAUUUGAAAGUAGAAAAGUUGACAAAGAAGGUGAAAGAUUACGUAAAGCAUUGAAUAAAACUGAUAUGACUGGUAUUUAUGAAUCUGACGAAGAUGCUAAUCCAUAUCUAUCAGAAUCUGAUCUGGAAGUUGAUGAAGAUGAAGAAGGAGGUGCUAAAGCUGACUUGAGUAAACCUGUUUCCCCAGUUCCAUCAGGAGAAGCCACUCGUAAAAGUGCAACACCAUCAGGAAGAAGCAUCAAAGUUAAAACGGUCAAUAAUCCAGUUGGUCUCGUUGUGCUUUCAGCUUUACCUUCUGUUUUAGUUAAAUUUCCAAAAGGUGAAUGGAAUCCAAAUGUUAAGAAAAGAGUUGUUGAAACUUCUGAUGACGAAGCAAGAUCACAUAAAAGAGUUAAAUUGGAAGAACCUACACAGCAAAUACCACAAUCACCAGAAGUUAAAAGGGAAACUUCUUCUAAUGAAAUUCCUAAUGAUGAUUUAUUAGUUGAAGAUGAUAUCAUUCAAGUUGUUACAAAUGAAAAAGUUACAGCUAAGGAAUUAAUCCAUAAAUUGAAAGCUAAACUUUCAAGACAUCCUGAUAACAAGACUAGAAUCAAAGGAUUUGUCAGAAAGUUAUUAAAGAGUCAAGAUGGUUAUUUGGUUUUGAAAGAUAGUUAG